GCUGUUCGUAUGCAGCUUAGUGUUGAAAAACAACAGCAGUAAAAGUAAUUAUUUCAAAUCUACUACAAAGAAAGUGCAUAAAACAACUACGAAAAUGUAGUUUUCAAGUAAAAAAUAAUUAAAAAAUAAAUAACUUAUUCUGAAAAAAAAAACAUAUAUGUAAUAUAUAUAUAAACAGAAAGUACUUACUUAUAUGCAUCAUCAGUCGAAGUAAAGCAAAAAAACCAACAAAACGCCUAAAAUGCUGCUAAGAAAAAUUUCCACACUACCAUAUAUUAUCAGCUCCAUAUUUUUGCUGCAAAGUGUUGUUGCGUGGCCUGAAAUACCAUCGAAAGGCAAACACACGCGAGUGCAAGAUGCGCAGAAAAUCGACGAAAAUGAUGCUACCGCACCUGGCUUUCCCGAACCGAUAAACAAUGUGACCGUAUCUGUGGGUCGUGAUGCAUUGCUGGCGUGUGUUGUUGAUAAUCUGAAAGGAUAUAAGGUCGCUUGGGUACGAGUGGACACACAGACAAUACUCUCCAUACAUCAUAAUGUCAUAUCGCAGAAUAAUCGUAUCAGUUUGAGCUACAAUGAUCAUCGUUCGUGGUAUUUACAUAUCAAAGAGGUGGAAGAAAGCGAUCGCGGUUGGUAUAUGUGUCAGGUGAAUACAGAUCCCAUGCGUUCACAAAAGGGCUAUCUACAAGUUGUAGUACCACCCGUCAUCAUUGAGAGCCUGACCAGCAAUGAUAUGGUUGUGCGGGAAGGUCUUAAUGUAACUUUGAUGUGCAAAGCACGUGGUUAUCCUGAGCCAUAUGUGAUGUGGCGGCGCGAGGAUGGCGAGGAAAUGCUUAUCGGUGGCGAACAUGUAAACGUCGUUGACGGUGAGUUGCUGCACAUUACGAAAGUGAGUCGCCUACAUAUGGCCGCCUAUCUCUGCGUAGCCUCAAAUGGAGUGCCGCCAUCCAUUAGCAAACGAGUCCACCUGCGGGUGCAAUUUCCGCCAAUGCUUUCCAUACCGAAUCAAUUGGAAGGCGCAUAUGUGGGGCAAGAUGUGAUGCUCGAAUGUCAUACAGAGGCAUAUCCCGCAUCGAUAAACUAUUGGACUACCGAACGUGGUGACAUGAUUAUAUCGGAUACCUCACGUGCUGGCGACAAAUACGAGACAACCUCAACUGUUAGUGGUUACACGAAAUACAUGAAAUUAAAAAUACGCUCAGUGGGCCCCAACGAUUUUGGUACUUAUCGAUGCGUCGCUAAAAAUUCAUUGGGCGAAACGGAUGGCAACAUUAAACUUGAUGAAAUGCCUACACCCACCACAGCAAUAGUAACGGAAUUGUCUGGCUGGAAUCGCAGUUUGGUUGGUAAACACCGCCAUAGAAAUAAAUUUGACUUGAAUGCCUUACCUGAUUAUGGGGUCGAGGAGUGGCGUGACGGUGUCGGCAACGGUGUGGCUGGCAAUUCAUUGGGCGAUAAUAAUCAAACGCCAGUGCGUAAUCCUCCCGGCGCUUUUCACAAUUCAGCAAACUCACUGGCGCAACAUAAUCUACUUGGCGGCAUAAUUCUUUGGAUUAAAAUGCAAUCAUUUGGGAUUUACAAGCGUUUAUCGAGUUUGUACCGGCAGCCACAGCAACAACCACAACAACGUAUGGAAGCACAAUGUUUUGAGGCAAAAACGAAACAAAAGCAAGGAAAACAGCGGUUGGUGGUAGCGUGGGAUAAACAAAGAUUACAGCAAAUGAAAGUGGUGGAACAACAACAACAACAACAACAACAACAACAACAACAACAACAACAACAACAACAACUACCACUAAAGCAGCAAGUGAAAAAUCAUUUUUCUUCACUUCAACGAUUCGCCACUGCGUAUGAGCAAUCAGCAUCAGCAUGGAUGAAGAAUAAUAAUAACAACAACAACACAACUAAUGUUGUUGCUGAAUAUAUGUAUACAAGUGCUGCUGAUAUCCAGCUGCCGCUCUUGAGCCAAAUUGCAUGCGUGGAGCCGAAAUUGCGCGUACCGCACAGUGAGGCGAAAGUGAAAAAUGUUGUUGAACAAGAGAGUAAUGUGUUGUGCAAUAACAAAAACAAAAAUAAAUUGCUUGCUCAACCGGCACAGAGACUAAUGUCCAUUAUUUUGCGGCCACUUGUGUGGACAGUGCCAUUUUUGCAGCAUCUUCUGGGCAAAUCAAUGAGCACAAUUGCACAUAUGCUCAGCAAAUUACUUCAAGCGGCGAAAAUAACGGCGCUGAAGGCGAAUAAAGUUCUAGUGAACUACAAAAAUAUGAUAACAGCACUGACAGUUGGUUGUAGACUGAGCAUUUGGCGCCACAGAGAUGCUCGCAUGUAUUCUAUAGAAACUAAAGUGAAGUCUACUAGUCAGCGGGAUGUGCCUAAAGUGCGUGCUGAAGGCAACAAACGGCAUGAAAACAACAACAGUGAAAUUUCGGCCAACAACAGUAACAACAGCGUGGCUUUUAUUUUGAAAAACAACAACAAAAAACCGCUUAAUAUAAUAAAAAACCUCGACAGCAGUUUGACUGAGUGCAGCGAAAACAUUUUACAAGCACACAAAAACACCUAUAACAACAACAACAACAAAAAUGUCAACAACACACUCAACACUGUUGACAGCGUCUACAGUAACACACGCAUCAACAGCAACAGCAACAACAACAACAUUAAUGACAACGACAAUUGUAACGAGCCUCGGCGUAUGUUGCGGUUCAGCAUUGAGAUGAAAUCAAAUGAUUACACGCUGUCGGCAAAUGUGUGGUGCGGGGAUAUCGGUGUCGGUGUAGGUGUUGAUGUUGGUGUUGGUGUUGGUGUUGGUAUUGGUGCUGCUGGGGGUCGGGAAUUUGUGGUUGCUGAUGAUGUGGCUGAUGAGUUGCAAAACAUUAGCGAAGGUCAAGCGACUAAGCAUAAUCCACCAAUAAAAGUUGCGGAUUAA
Ceratitis capitata (Mediterranean fruit fly) is the source of this 2926-nucleotide messenger RNA. RefSeq lists its product as uncharacterized. The record is from RefSeq and is a predicted model, not a curated record. Lineage: Eukaryota; Metazoa; Arthropoda; Insecta; Diptera; Tephritidae. Bases 242 to 2926 code for a protein of 894 amino acids. The transcript has 14 exons. Gene Ontology annotation, cellular component: neuron projection.